Messenger RNA from Chrysoperla carnea, 1781 nucleotides. RefSeq lists its product as uncharacterized. The transcript has 4 exons. The record is from RefSeq and is a predicted model, not a curated record. NCBI's taxonomy places the organism in Eukaryota, Metazoa, Arthropoda, Insecta, Neuroptera, Chrysopidae. The coding region runs from base 78 to 1715 and encodes 545 amino acids.
UUGUUUUAUUAAUUAAUUGUUUUACUAUUAUGUUAAUUUAUUAAUUCUAUUUAACAAAAUAAAUGCCGGUUUAAAAAAUGGCUACAACGACAUAUCCAAAAAAUAUGAAGAAAACUGUUGUCGACGAAGAAUUGCGAAAAGCAUUUCAAGAGAAACGUAAAGCAAGAUUUGAUGAAAUUCAAGAAAAAAUUAAAUCUCAACGUGAAAAACGUACAGCAUCAAAUGAAAAUUUAACAAAAAUAUCAUCAGCUAGAAAAAUAGUUCCUUCUUCAGCUAGAAAACCAGUUACAACAAGCAAGACUAGCACAACUCCACAAAUAAAAAUGACGAAAGCAAGCCAACUACGUUUGGAGAAAAAUAAUCCUCUAGCUAAAUACAAACCAGAAGAAAUUGAAAAACUUAUCCGUAAUCAAUCUGACGAUACGAAAAAGGUUCCAGCAAGUGUAAAAAGACCAAAUUUUCGUACAUCACCAUGUGCGAAUAACAUGUCAGCCUCAAGUGUCAAUCGAUCAUCUCGAAUUGAAUCCAGACCGAAUACUGCUGCAAGAACAGUUGCCAAACCUCCGUUAAGACGUUCGAUAUCUGCUAUGCAUAUUAAAAACAAAUCACUCCCACCAUCAAAACGUCCUAUGCAUUUAAGAGGAAUACCAAAAGCUCAUUCCGCAGAAAAUAUAUCAAUCCAUAAUGAAAUUAACGUUCCAAGUCCAAUAAUAGAGGAAAAUGAACCACAAAUUAGUCGAACUGGACAGAAAGCGGUCAUGUUUAUGACACCGAAUAAUCCACCAAGAAAAAGUUCUCAAUUUUUGCCUGGUCGUACACCAGCUCCAUCCGAAUUACGUGAACGAUUAUUGAGUUGGUUAAAGAAACGUGGUAAAUCAUUGAACGCAUACUCUCAUUUACGAUGUUUUGGAGUUCAUCAAUCAACACCGUAUCGACCAGCAGGACGUUCCCACGUACAUACCGUCGUGCAGGAUGAAGAAGAUGAAAAUAAAGAAAAUCGACCAGAAUUAGCACCUGCUCCAUCGACAUCCGAUUUUGUACCAAAAGUUGUUGACUAUACAAAUUUCACUAAUGAUAACGAUUUAUUUGGGACACCAAAUCCAAAUACUGACGACAAAAAAUUAGCGCAGGAAGCUUUAUGUGAUUUGCAUGCCUUGAUUUUAGAAAAAUAUCCAGAAGAUCAGUGUAAUGCAUGGCUGUCAGCAUUACAAAAGAAAUACCCACAUUUACAGGAUCAACCACAAUAUUGGGAAUGUCGAGCCGCUUUGGGUGAAUUAAAUGGUGAAUUUAAUGAAGCUGUUGAAUGCUAUCAACAAGCUAUCAUUAGUGGUGCUGAAAUCAAGAAAAUUGACCAUUCGAUUGAAAGAUUAUUGGAGAAGUUUAGUGUCCUGGAUUUGGAUACAUCAACCAAAAAACAAGAUACAAAAGCUAAAAAACAACGUUCGAAAAUUAUUUUGGAUGCUCGAAAUGUUUUUAAAUCUUCAGUUAUUAAGUUUGCUGUGCAACAACGUGAAAGUAGAUUAACUAGAAAAAAUCAAGAUCCAUCCACACCAUUGGUAGCAAAACCCGUUCGUCGUAGUACACGAUUUAGAAAAUCUGUAUUUACCCAAUCAACACCAGUAAACAAUGAAAAAUUAUAUAAUUCUAUUAAUGAGAUUGAGACAUCAAUUGGACAUGUGAGUUUUCAAACGAAUCGUGCAUUGUUUGAACAAUGAACGUUGGGGGUUGAAAAACUAUCACGAAAUAAUAAUAUUGUUACAAAAAAUAUUUAUUUUUAUACG